This is a messenger RNA of Drosophila pseudoobscura, 573 nucleotides long. Its product is annotated as protein split ends-like. Bases 1 to 573 code for a protein of 190 amino acids. The record is from RefSeq and is a predicted model, not a curated record. Lineage: Eukaryota; Metazoa; Arthropoda; Insecta; Diptera; Drosophilidae. The transcript is spliced from 3 exons.
AUGCCAUUGCCAUCCUUGGGUUGGCGCAUCCUGCGCCAUGACCGGGCGCCAGCUGCCACACACACCGAAAGGAAGAGGAGUGUGAAGCAGUGUGGACGGUGUCCUGUUGUUGACCAGGAGAAAGGACGUGGACGUGAACGUGGACACACCGUACCGGAGGACCGGACAACCGGAGACCCAAAGGCGAGAUAUGCGAUCAGUAAAUACGUUUCCGUUCCGACGCAGGACGCAGGACUGGUACUGGUACUGGUCCUGGGACAGGACGCGGACUUUAGAUUUAUGGCCGGGAGACAGACAAAGUGUCUGCGGUUCGGUCAGAGCCUUCAAGGCGACGCCGACGACGACGACGAUGACGACGAAUUCUGCGGGCUUUUGCUGAAGGAGCAGCAGGAGGAGGGUCUCCGAAGGAAGGAGCAGCAGGAGGAGGGUCUCCGAAGGAAGGAGCAGCAGGAGGAGGGUCUCCGAAGGAAGGAGCAGCAGGAGGAGGGUCUCCGAAGGAAGGAGCAGCAGGAGGAGGGUCUCCGAAGGAAGGAGCAGCAGUGGGGGGAAUAUCUGAAGGAAGAAACAGCAUAA